AUGUUGAAGAAACUUAUCACAGAAUGUGUUGCAAAGCGGCAAUAUUCUACCAAAAAAAUUGGUAUUUUAGGUGUCCCUUUUGGUAAAGGACAACCUAAAAAAGGUGUUACCAAUGGACCGGAUGCGAUAAGAAACGGAGAGUUAGUUGAACAAUUAUCCGAAUUUUAUAAUAAAUCGUUAAUUAAAGAUUAUGGAAAUCUUGACUACCGCCUUCUCAAGGAAAUAGGUACCGUGCCAAACAUGCACUCCUAUGAUGAAGUAAUGUCGUGUAACAAAGAAUUAUCAAAGAAAGUAGAGGAGAUUUUAGCUGAAGAUCAUUUGUGUUUGAAUUUAGGAGGCGAUCAUGCAAUAGCUAUCGGAUCUAUAGAUGGACAUCUGAAAGCAAAGAAAGAUAUCUGUGUUAUAUACAUCGAUGCUCAUUGCGACAUCAACACCAACAAAACAUCAGGAAGCGGUAAUAUACAUGGUAUGCCAGUAUCUAUUGUAACAAAAGAAAUGUGCGACUAUUGGCCGUUUUUACCUGGUAUGGAAUGGCAGGAGCCAACAUUAUCUGUAAGAAAUAUAGCAUAUAUCGGACUACGAUCGGUGGAUCCCUACGAAAGAGUAUUUGUCGAUAAAUUUGGCAUCGCUGCCUUUAGUAUGGCUGAGAUUGAAGAAUGUGGUAUACACACUGUCAUAAAUAUGGCCUUGAAAGCUAUAGAUCCUGAACAGAACAGAUCCAUACACGUUAGUUUCGAUAUUGACGCGCUUGAUCCACUAGCUGCUCCAUGCACGUCUAUAACAAUUCCUGGAGGGUUGACAGUAAGAGAAGGAAUACACAUAUUAGAAAGAGUUCAUGAUACAGGCCGAUUGAAUGUUAUGGAUAUUGUAGAACUCAACACAGACGUAGGAACUGAACAAGACGCUAAAAAAACGGUUGGAGUUGCUAUUCAACUUAUUGCGGCCGCCUGUGGUUUCAAGAGGCGUGGAAUCAGACCGAAAGAUGCUACCUUACCUUUGCAAAAUACCCAAAAUAAAAAUACUAAUAGUUAUAUAUAUUUUUAUUUUAUACUUAUCGCAAUCAUCAUCAUCAUCAUCACCCAGCCCUUUCCACUGUUGGACAUAGGCCUGCCUCAUUUUUUUCGAUUGUGCUCUUGAGCACUUUUCAUCAAAUUUCUUGA
Messenger RNA from Diabrotica balteata, 1160 nucleotides. The record is from the annotation of a GenBank genome assembly. Lineage: Eukaryota; Metazoa; Arthropoda; Insecta; Coleoptera; Chrysomelidae.